Molecule: messenger RNA, 3621 nt
Organism: Opisthocomus hoazin
Lineage: Eukaryota; Metazoa; Chordata; Aves; Opisthocomiformes; Opisthocomidae
Source: RefSeq, a predicted model, not a curated record
CUGAAAAUGGAAUGGGGAGGAGAGUAUUCUCUUGAUUCUUCCAAUUUAGACUGUUUGUUAGAUGUCCUUCCUGGAGAAUUGGAGUUUCAACAAAUCCUGAGUGAUCUUGAUGAAAAAAUAAAGAAGAACUCUUCUAGCAUAGAACGGUGUCUUAAUGACCUGCAAUCAGAAGUGAAUGAAAUAUGUACCGAGGAAAUACUGCAAAGCACAAAUGACUGUCUUCAGUGGCUAAACAACUGCAGUUUUAGUUCUCUGAGACCUUCUUCCACACACCAUGGAGAGCUGAUGGAGUUUCUUAGGACCCUGCAAAGCUUGCUGAAGAAUGAGCAAAAUCAAGAAGAAAUGAUUCUUCACUUCCUUCUGGAUCUCUCUAGUCAGUGUGGUGUCUCAUUUCCCUGUACUCCAAGUGGGACGUCUUUUGAGCUAACAUCUUCCCUUCAUGCCGUUGAGGAUGAUUCAACUAUGGAUGUGAAAUCUCUCUGGGAUGAUGUGAGAUUGCGUCUUCGACGGUUUUUAGUAAAUAGACUGCAAAGUCAAGAAGAAACAAAUACUAAUGCUUUACAACAACAGGUGGAGUUUAAAACUCAGUGCAUACAGCAACUUUUGUUUCUUUAUCCUGAAUCAGAAGUCUUAAAGAAGUAUCAAAAUAUGCGGAAUAAACUGGUUAGCGAUCUUCUACAGAACUGUAUUUUGUCUAGUUGUGGUGAAACAAAUUUUGAUAAGGUGGUUCAUGGUUACCAAAGUUCCAUACCCACAUUGUGCACAAUGAUAAAAGAGGAUUUGUAUAUAUUAAGUGAAAUUAUUGAUCCUUCUUCAUCACUGAAUUUUAUUAAUGAAACUUAUCUGGAUACCAUCACUGAAGAAAUGACAGUUCUUCUUGAAAGACUUUGUGAGCUGCAGUUCAAAGAAAAUGCUCUACACAGAGUUAAGGCAAACAAGAUUUCAAAGAAGCAUAGAGGAACAGUUCAUGCUGCGGCUUCCCAAGACUACCCCAAAGAAGGAAGAAACUUCUGCUUAACAUCGUAUCAACUCAAAUGUCUUUCUCAACUUAUCAAACUCUUCUUACUAAUGGAAGAAAAAAUUAAAGAGCUCUUGGCAGAAAUUCUUUUGGUGCCUUCAUUUACGGAGAAGAGUAAGGAUGUUCAAGGAGUUCUGAAGAAAGCUAGUGGGGAGCUUUUAAUAGGAGAAACUAGAGCAAAUGAAACCAGUGUGCUUCCUGAACAGUUACUUCAGGUAGAAGAGCCUGUUUUACUGAAUUUUGGCUGGAGAAAUGCAUUUAAAGACCUGUCUUCUUCUGUGGCUCACUGUAUAACAAUAGCAAUCGAGGACUUUUCAGCUAAGAUUCUUCAACAUGAGCAGAAAGAAGAGCUUUCAGCUGCAGGCUAUGCAAUGAGUCUUGUAAACAACCAGCAAAUGAGGGAGUCCUGCGGAGCAGUCCAACAGGAGGAGCAACCGAAACGAAUUGCUAAGUUUUGUUCUGACAUCAUGGAAGAACUUGACACAUUGCUUCCACUGGCUCUGGCAUGCAGAGAUGAUUCUCUUCAGGAAAUUAGAGCAAACUUUGUAGAGGCCUGCAGCAAAGUGGCAACAGCUGUCCUGGCAAGACUGGAGGAGAAAAGCAAAGACGUCCCCUCCAAGGCUCCUCUGCAGGACUUCUAUGCUGCCCUCUCCACAGCAAUAUACGUCUCUCAGCAUCUCACAAUGUAUAGCAAUUUAAUGAGAGAAACGAGCAAAAAACCCCUGUUCGUAGUGCCUGUCCAACAAUAUCAGGAAUUCAUCAACGUUCUCCAGUUCCAAGUUACGGACUACUGCGUCAGAGUUUGUGCUACAAGCAUUUUACAGGAUGCUGAGAGCCACCACUGGGAUGACUACAAAGCGUUUUAUGAGGGGGAAAGAUGCUCAUUCUCUGUCCAGAUGUGGCAUUACUUCUGCUGUGGUCUUCAUCAUGAUCUAUGGACUAUUCUACCUCCCAAGACAGCCCAGGAGAUUCUUACAGAUGUACUAGAGCAAUCUUUGGCUAUGCUGUCCUCCAGAUAUUGUCAGGCUUGCCCCAGUUACAAGAGAACACCACAAAUCAGAAUUGAUAUUGCAGCAAUUUUGAUGUCCACUGAAGAUAUGCUCUGGUCAGUUUGCAGCUCAGUACAGGAGUUUCUGAAUCCACAUGAAGACAGAGAUCUCAAGAUCUAUGAAAUACAUAGUCACUGCAAUAGUCUGCUCUCUGUGCUGGCUAUUUUAACUUCACCACUGAAGAAUUUGUAUGAGACUCCACCAGCCAGAGAAAUGGCAGCCCACGGUCAGCUGAAACUGCUCUUAUCCCAGCCGUACUGUAAUUUGAGCUUGCUUUUGGAAACAUUGCUACAUCAUGAUUGUCUCUUAGUGAAAAUUUUACUGAGAAGUUCAAAGCAGAAUUCUCUCUUGGAACAGAUAAAUAACAAAGAGCCUACUCUGAUUGAAACACUCUUCACAAUAUUGUCUUACUGCACUCUAUCACCCAGAUCUCUUGGCAAUGCUUUUGAGACCUACAUGGAAAAAGAGCAGUUGUGGGGUUGCUUAUACAAUAUGACAGUUUCCAGUUGUGGUGAGUCGGAGCCAGAGGUUAUCAGAUGCUUGAAGUUGACUUUGAUUAAUUCAGUCAAGGGUACAGUGAAGCAGAUAAUUUCUUUGAUGCAUUCAUGGGAGGCAACAGAAAACUAUGGAACAUACCAGCACAAGCAAAUAGUUCCUGGAAGUUUACUGAAAACGGUUCCAAAGGAAUGGAAUUACACUCCUCGAGAAAUGAAGAGAAAAGAAUCUGGGAAGUGCUUCACAAGGCUUGCAGCUCAGGCAGUAUCUAUUGUAAUCAGCAAGUUACCUACAGUGAUUGCAUGUUUGCCUCCCCCAAUUAAGUACUUCUUUUUUCUGGCUGAGAGAAAAAUGUCAAGAAACUUUGCUGAAUUGAAGAAAGCUGGUCUGCUUGUCUGGAACUUGAUUGUAAUUAUAUGUCGGAUAUUUGAGGAUGGAAAUACUGCAGAACGUUUAACAGGUGCAACACUUGACAGAUGGAGCAAAGAAAAACUCAGUUUAGUUCGUGUGUGCUUGGAAAGUAUUAUGGGAAAACAGAAAAGUGGUCCUAAGCAAGUGACCCAGAAGGUUAUACAAAGCAUUGAACAGCAAAGACCAAACUGGAUUGAAAGCCAGUUGCUGAAGGCAAGAAAAUUGAGCACAGACUGUGCCUCAGUCACAGUAGAAGGUGCAACGUUAGAGGAAGGAGGUAUUGCACUUGGAUUCACUGAGCAGAAAAUAAACAUGAUGGUCCUGGAUAUCUGCCACAAACCAGGUGGCAGCGAGUACCUGAGGCAAAUUUAUCACAUCAUCCGGCUCAAUGAGGAAUAUUUGAAAGAGCAGCUGUCUUGUGAGGAUUCUGCUGGAGACAGUGUUACCUCCGGUCGAUGCCUGCCUUUGACACUGAAGGGCAAAGAAGAGCAGCCUGUCUUCAACCCUUUCCAGGUGUACAGACAGUCUAGUGAAAAAGUGUUCAAUCAGGUUUCCAUUACUGAAUGGAACUGGGAUUGGUCAAAGUUGCUGCCAAGUUAUUUGGGACUGAAUCAGAUGACCUUCAGGGUGCUGCUGGCACACAGGUAA